CUUUUAGGACCAUUGUGGGUUUUUAUGUAUUUAUUUAUUUUUGCAUUGUGACAUUAUCAUAUUGGGAACUGAGAGAAAUGUGUUUGAUUGUCAUGAAAACAAUGCACAAAAAUGCACAUUCCUAAAGUGGAAAAAACAUGUAUAAAUUUGUUGCAGUGCUUUUCAUUUACACAAAUUAUAUAUAUAUAUAUAUAUAUAUAUAUAUAUAUAAAUAUAUAUAUAGGAAUGUAAAAAUAUAAGAAUUUAUUUAUGAAAAUAAUGACAAAAAUGCUUGAAAUGACCCUGGUCAACAGUCCUAGCUCUUAUGUAAUUUUUUUUUUUUUUUUUUUUUUUUUUUGAGUAAGCAAUUUUAAUUCAGUCUUUUGAGUGUUUUUUUUUUUUUUCUGUCUACUAAAAUGAAUUACACAAUAUUUGAAACGUAUUUGAGGAACAGCAGCAGAUGUUUGCAGAAUGAAUGUCUCUUUUGUUUUUUUUGUCAAAAUAGGAAACUGCAUUUCAGGAAGUGGUAAACCAAGUUUACCGUCACAGUUAUUUCUCAAUAUGUGUUCUCAAUAUAUGUUUUGGAAUAUCCUGAAUGACUACAAUGCAACUUUGAUGUCAUGAAACUAGUUACCAUCAUCUGAAGUUGAAUGGUUAAAAUGGGCGUGGAUUCUCACAUUUACAUUUUGUGCAAAUGACCACUAUCAACAACUGCCCUGCCUUCAAUACAGUACAGUGUAUUAGUAUAAAAUAUACCAACUACUUGGUACAAACCGAGUGUCACUUUUGUGAUGUUGUUCAGAUGUCCUGGUUAUGUGGACUUAGCACUUUGCCCUUAAUAUCUCCACCCUCAUCCUGGUCUCAUGCUUGCCUUUUAAUCAGAGUUUAAAAAAAAAAAAACUGCCUUCAGCUGUUUCAGUGGGACUGUUUGGGUCUUUUUCCCUUUGUGAGUCAGCCAGUGUCCCACCAGCAUGUAGCCACGUCCCCUCACCCACUCUCUUAAUAAAAAAUUUAACUUUUUUCCUGAAACCCAUCACCGUGUUAGGUAUUUUUAAAACUAAAAGGAGUCAGUUAAACCUUAUUUACAAAUCUGAUAAGUGAUAAAAUCCCGAUAAAGCUGCUUUACGAUGUUCUAGAGUGGAUUCAGCGCGUCUCCAGUGCGUAAUUGUGGAAACUUUGAACCGCCCCCAAAAUCUGCCGGUGCUCUACCAAGCUGCGCUCCGCCUGUGCUCUUUCUGUAAAAGCUUCUUAAUCAAAAUUCUCGAUAAAUGAUGAGAACGUAAAAAGGACAGUUUCACAUGUGAAAGAUAUACUUUCAACAAUCUCUGAGAAUGUCACUGCGAACCAGGGCAGGAUUUUAUCGCCAGGACAUAAACAGAACCGUUUGGGACGUGCCGGAGAGAUACAGAGAUCUUAUUCAGAUAGGAACCGGAGCAUAUGGAACGGUCUGUUCAGCCAUUGAUCGUAAGACAGGAGUGCGUGUGGCCAUCAAGAAACUCCACCGGCCAUUCCAGUCCAAACUAUUCGCCAAACGCGCUUACAGAGAGCUACGACUCCUCAAGCACAUGAAACAUGAGAAUGUUAUUGGGCUACUGGAUGUCUUUACCUCAGAAAUCUUGUUGGACAGAUUUCAGGAUUUUUACCUGGUGAUGCCUUUUAUGGGUACUGAUCUGGCAAAGCUGAUGAAGAUGGAGAGACUAUCAGAGGACAGAGUGCAGUUUCUGGUCUAUCAGAUACUAAGGGGUCUCAAGUACAUUCAUUCAGCCGGGAUCAUUCACAGGGAUCUCAAACCAGGAAAUCUGGCAGUGAACCAGGACUGUGAGCUGAAGAUCCUGGACUUUGGACUUGCACGUCAGGCAGAUUCAGAAAUGACGGGUUAUGUGGUGACUCGAUGGUACAGAGCACCGGAGGUUAUCCUCAACUGGAUGCAUUACUCACAAACAGUUGAUAUCUGGUCAGUGGGCUGCAUCAUGGCGGAGAUGUUGCUCGGAAGGCCACUUUUUAAAGGAAAUGACCACUUGGACCAGCUAAGAGAGAUCAUGAAAAUCACAGGAACACCAGCACCAGAUUUUAUAAUGAAGCUACAAAGCCAAGAUGCCAAAAACUACAUCAGAGCUCUACCUAAAGUACCAAAGAAAGACUUAAACACUAUUUUCUUCAAAGCCAGCACAGAGGCGGUGAGUGUCCUGGAGCAGAUGCUUGUUCUGGAUCCAGACAAACGUGUGAGUGCUGCAGAGGCGCUUGAGCUCCCCCUGUUUACAGAGUUCAGAGAACCCGAGGAAGAGACGGAGGCCCUGCCGUAUGACCACUCCAUGGACAACACAGAACUGCCUCUGGAGCAAUGGAAACGUCACACUUUUACAGAGAUCCUGUCUUUCCAGCCACCUGUCACAGAGAUCAAAGACUCCAAAGAAACAUCCCUCUGAAAGAUAUUGCAGAUACUGUAUUUCAGUAUGUCAUUGAUAUGCAUAAAUGUGUGACAAAGAGAGAGAGAACAGAAAAUGGAAUGAAUGUAAUCUGUAUGACUUUGUAAGUAAGUGAAUGUGAGUUUGUCACAAUGUUGCUCAGUUAUAAGACUCCAUGACGUUAUAAUGUUAUGUGAAUUAUCUUUCUUAAACGAUUUGAAUAUGCAAAAUCCAUGUUUUACCUGCAACCAAAAGCAGCCCAAAAAAACAUUGUAUUUGAAUGCUAGUCUUAAUGAUUUCAGUGUGCCAGUAGACAAUAUAUUUACUUUACCUAUCAGUUCUUAUUUAAUUUAUUAAAUAAUGCAAUAGUUUACCAUGGUUAGCACAUUUAACAAAUUUUUUUUAUUAUUAAUGAAUAAAACCAUCUUAACGAA
Molecule: messenger RNA, 2818 nt
Organism: Ctenopharyngodon idella (grass carp)
Lineage: Eukaryota; Metazoa; Chordata; Actinopteri; Cypriniformes; Xenocyprididae
Gene: mapk12b
Product: mitogen-activated protein kinase 12b
Exons: 12
Coding region: 1311-2405 (364 amino acids)
Biological process (GO): protein phosphorylation; intracellular signal transduction
Cellular component (GO): cytoplasm; nucleus
Molecular function (GO): ATP binding; MAP kinase activity
Source: RefSeq, a predicted model, not a curated record